Molecule: messenger RNA, 1858 nt
Organism: Anastrepha ludens (Mexican fruit fly)
Lineage: Eukaryota; Metazoa; Arthropoda; Insecta; Diptera; Tephritidae
Product: protein I'm not dead yet-like
Exons: 13
Coding region: 81-1688 (535 amino acids)
Biological process (GO): monoatomic anion transmembrane transport; citrate transport
Cellular component (GO): membrane
Molecular function (GO): citrate transmembrane transporter activity; succinate transmembrane transporter activity
Source: RefSeq, a predicted model, not a curated record
AAACAGCAAAUCUAAAAUUAAUUAAUUUCAUUUGACGCAACAACUGUUUUGUUCUUAUUUUUGUUGGCUCAAUAACAACCAUGGAAGAAGGCAAGGAAGAUACAUCAUGUCCACGAAUGUACGGACGUUUAUUGAAAUAUCAUUGGCGUGGCCUCCUAAUUUUUUUAAUACCGUUGGUGUUUUUACCAAUUAUGAUACCGGCUUAUGAACCGCACAAUCGUGGCCUAUAUAUAUUUUGCGUUAUGGCUGCCUACUGGAUGGGUGGACUGUUGCCGCCACAUGUGACCGGUUUGAUACCGGUUUGUGUAAUGCCAUUUAUAGGCGUUUUGGAUUCGGACGACAUUUGUAAGUGCUACAUGGUAGGUCCGUUGGCGAUUUUCCUAGGCGCCGCUAUGUUGGGUCUUGCUUUUCAAUACAGCAAUUUGAAUACACGUAUAGCGAUCACUUUAAUCACGAAAAUUGGUUGCAGCCCAAAGCGUGCUCUCUUUGGUCUUAUCAUGGCUUCUGGCCUUACAUCCAUGUUUCUAUUCAACGUGGCUGUUGCAACAUUCAUGCUGCCCAUAGCGCAGUCGCUGCUCGAAGAGUUUGAAGCUGGCGGACUAAAAAUCAAAGAGGAUAAAAAGCCUGGUCAGGAGGAAGAAGAUAGAGAGCCCUCCUCCCUUGCUACAGGCUGUUACUUGGCUGUCUGUUAUGCGGCAACAAUUGGCGGUUGUGGAACAUUAAUCGGUUCUCCCACAAACAUAGGAUUUAGGAGUGUAUAUGAAAUCUUAUAUAAGAAUAACACAGGGCAAGUAAUUUUUCAAAGAUUCACGGCCUACAAUUGUCCUUGGGUGCUAGUAGCCCUAUUUCUCUUAUACCUAACACUCUUGAUUACACACUUUGGAUUAUGCCGCCCAAAAAACGAAACCAGCACAGCUCUGUCAAACUUUGCCAAGAGUUCUAACGAAGUUGCAGCCUCAGUAAAACAGAAAUUUGCGGAUCUUGGCUCCCUAAGCAUACAUGAAAUUCAAAUUAUUAUUUUACUUCUAAUACUGCUGUCCAUUUUGCUGUCAUGGCCGUAUAUCGUUAGGACUGACUUCAUUACAGCUCCCACAGCAUUUAUUCCGAUUGUUGCGAUGCUUUAUAUUUUGCCAGCCCAUUAUAGAGCCUUCAAAUUUUGCGGCGGCCGUGGUCCAUUCACUGACCGUUCAACCGGAUCUGUGCUCUCGUGGAAGUAUGCUAAUACAAAUUUGCCGUGGGGCAUAGUUUUUGUGAUCGGUAGCGGCAACGGGUUGGCUAAGACCUUUUUAGGAACUGGAUUAUCACCUUGGAUCGCAGACAAGCUGACAAUGUUCAGCACAUUACCAUUACCAAUUUUACAAUUUAUUGCUAUACUUUUUGGAGCAUUUAUCACAACUUUCUGUGCGAAUGUGGCAGCAAUCAAUAUUGUUAUACCUUUAAUAAGCGAACUCGCAAUUGCCGCCGAGCUGCAUCCUAUCAAAUUGCUGUUUCCUGCGGCUCUAGGAUGCAGCGUUUCUUUCCUCUUUCCUUUCAGUACGCCUACAAAUGCUCUUGUGGCAACUCAUGCUAAGAUCAGCACGAAGAAAAUGGCUCUUGGCGGUAUAAUACCAACACUCACAGCAAUAUCGCUCAUCUAUGCAACUGUUAUAUGUUAUAAUAUUCUUGGGGGUCUAGAAGGCAAAACAUAAUCUGAUUGGGCUAAGCUGGAAGAGAAUGGAGCAAUUCUUGCGAAUGCAAAUAUGAAAACGUCAGUACUUUAUCCUCAUUUGAAAAAUUUGUAAUGGUUUCCGUUUCAAUAUUAUUAUUGCACAUUACUUGCGUUAAUAAAAUUUGUUUAAAUAUAUGUCAUGAAAUGCUA